CUUCCCUCACUCAAGAUGGCGCUCGGCCUCUGUCGCCCAGCUGGCAGCCUCCACAGCCCCCUCCCCGCGCUGCCCUCACCCAACAUGGCGCCUACCGGCCCACCUCUAGCCGGCGCCCUCACCAAACAUGGCGGCUCCCCCUUAGUUUCUACCGUGCCCUCCCUUGGCUCGCCUCCGCGGCGCCUUCAGCGGCUUCACCCCGGUCGACGCAAAGAUGGCGGAAGCGAUUGCGGCCGUUUGAAUUCCAGCGAAGCCGCCAAAGCGGCGCACAAAGGAGCCGCGGCUGCGGCCGGCGGCGCCAUGGACUCGCUGCCGGGGGCAGACCCGACGCUGCCGGUGGCGUUUGAGGACAGCGCCUCCCAGCUGCCCGAUGUCUCCCGCGGGGACCCGCAGCUCGGCCCGGCCGGCAGCCGAGGGUUACCAGAUGUGGCAGAAGAUACGAUCUCACCAACUAGAGCUCGGACCAUGAAGGACUAUGAAAACCAAAUCACUGAUCUGAAAAAAGAGAACUUCAACCUGAAACUUCGUAUCUACUUCCUGGAAAUGCGAAUGCAGCAGAAGUUUGAUGGUCCCACGGAAGAAAUAUACAAAAUUAACAUUGAGCUGAAAGUUGAGAUAGAAAGUCUGAAGCGAGAUCUGCAGGAGAGAGAGAAACUGCUCAUCAAGGCCUCUAAGGCAGUUGAAAGCCUGGCCCAGGGUGGUGAUGUUGAAAUACAACGUGUGAAAGAGGAGGCACAAAAGAAGUUACAAGAAAUGGAGGAAAUCCUGACUGGCAGAAUAAACCUUCUGGAAGAGGAUCUUAAAGCUGCUCAAGAAGAGGCAGAAAAAGCCAUUGUGAUGACAGAGAAGGAGAAAGCUCUAAGAAUGGCUGCUGAGCAGAAACUUUCUUCAAUUCCAAAUGCCCCUGCAAAGGAUCUUCAUAUGAUUGCAGGAGCUGACAAAGACAGACUUAUAGAGCAACUGAAUCUGUCUUUGAAAAGUAAAGAAGCUAUAAUUCAACACCUUGAAGAGGAAAAGUCUCAGAGUGGAUCUUGUGAUGGGAACUUAUCAGCAGAAAAAAUCAGAGAACUUACCAUUGCUUUGAGGCAUGAAAAAGAUAGUGAGAUAGAGGCCGUUAGAAUGGAGCUUAAAAAUGAGAGAAAUUCUUUUGAAAAAAAAAUCCAGUCUCUUCAAGAAGAGCUGCAAGAGAGAGAAAACGAGCUUGCUGUUGAAAAGAAGAAUGGUUUGAAAAGGGAUAAAACCAUCCAAGGGCUAACUGUUGCAUUAAAAGCAAAGGAAAAAGAGAAUGAGGAACUUGGUUCUGAAAUUGAAGAUCUAAAUGCUUCACUGACUAAGGCAAGAGAGGCAACUCACAAAGCACACAUGCAAAAAUUCAAGGGUGCUGAGGAUUAUCAAGCUCUCUUGAUAGAAAAAGAGACCCUCUUAGCAGAGCUGCGUUCAGAAAACCUUACAAAGGAUGCUGAGAACCGUAAACUACAAAGGAGGAUUAAAAGGACUGAUCAAGAGCUAAAUGAUUUGAAUUUAGAAAGAGAGAAAAUGGAGAAAGAGCUGGAUGAAGCACAACUACAGAAGAGCAGAAGUGACAAAACUAUUAAUGACCUUAGAAAUCAACUAGAGAAAUUACACGGUGAAAUGACUGAGAAAGAAAAAGCAGCUGAACAUUACAAUAUUCUUUUGAGUGAAAGCAAUCAGAAGUUGCAGAGCCAAGAACUAGUUAUCAAGCAGCUGACAGACAGUGUCAAUCAAAAGGAUCUAUUGCUUCAGAACUUUGAUGAAACAAUUAAAGAAAAGAAUGGAGAAUUGCAGGAGCUGCUGCUGAAGAACAAGAGCCUUCUAAGAGCCAAUGAAGAACUUGAACUGAAAAAUGAGGGUUUAGUAAAGGAAAAAUGUGCUGUACAGUCACAGUCAAUCAUCAGGAUAGUCAGAGAGUUGGAGGAAAAGAAAGAAUCUGAAUAUGAAAAGCUGAUACUUGCUUUGAAAAAGGAACAAAAUAUUUAUUCUACACUGGUGAAGACCUUUAAGGAAUCUGAUAGUUUAAAUACCUUGCAAACGGAGCUAAACAACAUCUUCAUGUUACGCAAACAACUAGAAGAAGACAUUCUGGCUAAUCGGAAUCUACAGAAGAUCUUAGAAGAUCAGAUUAAGGACAUCAGAAACCGACAAGAUGAAACACUAUCUUUCUGUGGGGAUCAAACAUCCUAUAUGAGUAUUUGCUUAGGAGAGCAAGAUCAUUUAAACCUACAGAUAGACCAGCUGUCUCUUGAAGAACUUAAGAAAAAGGUUACUGAUCUUCUCUUGAUGGUUAAGGAUCUGCAGUCAAUUAAUCAAGAACUUAAGAAAAAACAGCUCGGACUCAGUACAACAGAUUCUCAAGGGAAGGAAGCACUAAAAAUAUUAAACCAGAUUAAGUUUCUUGAAACAACAGAAGAGCCUGUGAUGCAGACUGAAGAUGGUGACAAUGACAGGAGGAUGCAGAACAGUUCAUUUUAUGAGAGGGUCAGUCAGGUAUACCUUCAGCGUUCCAUGGAUUGUCCUUCCGAGGUGGAUAAACAGAUAACUCCAUCAAGCUAUUCAGAGAGUUUCUGCGAAGAUAGACAUUAUAGGAAUCCAAAUAAGCCUCAGUUUGAACAUGAUACAACUGGCAAACACUUUGGCAGAAUAGGGAUGAGUGAACAUGAAACAGAAGAGAUGAACUUGCUCACAUCUCUUUUAAGAGAAAAUAGAGCAUCUGUACUUGAAUCUACCAGACAAGAACAAAUGAAAAUUGUAAAUGAACUGUUAGAUCAUCUGAACACAACUGAGCAAGAAUGUUCAAGUGAAGAUAUAGAGAAAAAGGAUGAAAAAGAUCUUAGGCAAAUGAUUAUUCAACUAAGAGCUGAACUCAAACAUUUCAAGCAGGUCAAUAAAUUCUUAAAGCAGCAAGUAGAAUUGAAAUCAACUUUUGAUGGGAAAGAGAAGCUUUAUCCAGAUGCAACGCCACAGAUUAAUAAGGAUAUUGAGUUGCUGAAAGUGGAAUUGAAAGAUGCAGCUACACAAACAAUGACUUUAGAGGGUAAUGUCAUGAGAUUGAAACAUGAAGGCAAAAAAGGAGCCUCAGAAGAAAAAACAAAAUAUUCAAGAUUAAAUGCAGAAAGAGAACAUCAGCAGGAAAAUGUGUUUAAGAAGGGCGAGCAGCAUGAAAGAUUUUUUUUUUCAAGGAGAACAAAUGAAUCUGAUUCUGCUUUCCUGCCCAAGAAGUCCCGACUGCCUGUACUCCUAAGAUCAUCCAGACCACUAGGAAAUGUGCCUUUGAAACUUCGUGAGCGGAAAUCAGAUUCACAACUACAGCAUCAUACCAGGCUACCUUAUGAAGAUCUGAAAGCAUCUGAAGUACAAAACAAACAAUUCCAAGCACAAACAAAUGGAGAGUUACUAUUGAGCGAAUCGGUAACUGAAAACCUUGAAGAAGAGCCUGCAGAGGAAAGCACAUUAGUGAGAGUCACCUCAUUGAUCAAACUGGAUGAUAGUGGGGCCCAGGUUGACUUGCAAGACGGUGAAUUGGAUACAGGGGUCAACAGUGAAUAUCUGCUGUACAAAAAUCAGCAAAACUGUCAAGAAAUGGAAAAUCAUCAUAACAUUAGCAAUGUGAAUAUCCAGCCUUCAUUAAAAGAGAUAAAUGAAGAGUUUUAUUCAAUGGAACAUGAGGACAUUGACUCAGCCACUGCAAAUUCAGGUUCCAAGUGCCUGCGUUCUCUUAAAUUGAGUGUAACAAGUACAGAUGCACUUGAUGACUGUGAAGUCCUAGAUGACAAAGAAGAAUUGAAACAAAGAAUUAAGAAUAUGAAGUCUGAGCUCGAAAAGUACAAAAUGUUCGUGUUUCAUUUACAGACCUCUGACCAGCUUGUAUUGAGUGGUAUUUCCAACAUAUUUUUGAGUGACACAGCCUUGCCUGUGGAAGGGCAUGUUAUGCAAGGGCAAGAUACAGCUAUGCAAGAAAUCAAACCAUUUUCUAGUUUACAUCAACCUAUGGGUUACGAGAUCCACGCAGAAAAUAGGAAUUCACAGUCUUCAAAAGUACCUGAUGCAUGGACAGCACAAAACCUUAGGGAACUACUCUCAGCAAAUGAGGAAGGCCUUGAAAAAGAGCAAGUUGCAGAUAUUCAUCUUGAUGAAGUGUAUUGUCUUCAAAACAAACUGAGAGAAGCAUUGCCAUCCAAAUAUGAUUCAUUAGUUCAUUCGCAAGCUCAAGAGCUUUCCUUUCAACACCAACAAAUUAAAGAGAUCCGCGGUGGUUGUGUCACUUACCAUCAACAUCUGACGAGCCUUAUUAAAGCUUUUGAGGAGCUGCUUCAAGCCAGUGAUGUAGAUUAUUAUGUUGCUGAAGGCUUCCGUGAGCAGCUGAAUCAAAGCGUUCUAUUGUUUGAGAAGCUAGAAAGGAAAUUCCUGUAUGAAGAGUCAGUAGGUGCCGAAGUUACUAUACUUUAUGAAUUAGCUCAAAGGGAGAAUGAGAAGAACACCACAAUGUACCAGCAACUUAAGGAUGAAUCACCUGUACCAUCUGCUCUUCAUAGCUUGUCUGACUUUGAUUUGUCAGAAAAGUCAUCUCUUGGAUCACCAGAGCACAGACACGACCUAGGAGAAGGACAGUGUGGCACACUGGCGCUUCUGCCAAAUAAGUUUCCCCCAGAGUUAUUAAUAGAGCAUCUUCAAGAAAUUCGAAUCCUGAGACAACGUUUAGAGUACUCCAUAAAAAACAACGAGAGACUGAGGAAACAGCUUGAGAGACAAGUAACGGACAAAGAACUAGAUCAAGGUUCUGCAAACAUUUUCAGCCGUGGCUCAGAGCAGGAUAAUUCUCUGACUUCUGAAGUACAUUUCCUGAGGAAGCAAAAUCAAGUUUUGAAUGCAAUGCUAGCAAAAGGAUCCAGAGAUAAACAAAAGGAAAAUGAAAAGUUAAGAGAAUCUCUUUCUAAAAAGAAUGCAAUCAUUGAGCAUCUUCAUGAGGAUUAUGAAUGCAUCAAGAAAGAAAAUGAAAGGUUGAAAAAACAAAUUGGCAAAAAGGAGGAUGAAACCAAAUAUCUGACAUGUGAAAUUUACAGCAGUCGUAAUGAAUUAAACAGGUUGCAAACAGAAAUGAAUGUGAAGCAGCGUCAGCUCUCUGAGAAUGAGAAGUUACUGCAGUCUCUGCGAACUGAGAUCAAGGUUUAUGAAAAGCUGGAAGAAGCAAAAAUGAAGAGGACAGAUCCCAAAUGCGAUGCAUCAGAAGAAUUUCGAAAAGAUCAGAAUAAUCCAGUUGACUUACGUGAACUAUUGACUGAAAUACAGAGUUUGCGAGUACAGCUUGAAAGAAGCAUAGAGACAAACAAGACUUUGCAUGAAAAAUUAGAGGAACAGCUUUCAAAAGAAAAGAAGGAGGAAGUGGGAUCAGUGUCAGCUGUGAAUAUCAACUAUCUUUUCAAACAAGAAUCUCAGCAUUAUGCAGGAAUGAAUGAAAAUCUUUGCAAAUGCCCAGCUGCCAGCAGAAACAUUUGUGAGCUGCAGAAGCACGGACAUUGCAUUUCGCUAGCAAAAGCAGGUACGCAAUCAGCCUCUAAAGACGAUCUAGACAGCACCUCAUCUUCCAGUACAGCAUGUACCCCUCGUCUUGUUCCUGGACAUCGUAUGUGGGCAGACAAAAAUGGGCGCCAUGUUCUUGGCUUGAUCGAGGAUUAUAACGCUCUGCGGAAACAGAUUUCAGAAGGGCAACAGGUUUUGGAAGAAAUGGAGAUUUCUUUGAGAGAAGUCACUGGUACGAAAGUGCAGGAGCCUGGCAUAAAGGUACCAGACCAGGCAUCCCUGCAUAGCUUUUCUGCGAAUACGAACACAGUACAGCAGAUUUUAGAAGAGGCUGCACGUUUAUUGAAACUUCUCUGGAGAGUCUCCCUUCCAAUGAAAGCUGUACACAGUACUACUCAUGGCACUCAGGAUGAAGGAAUGAAAGCAGAAAUACUGAGAUUACGUAAGAAACUGUCUGAGCAAGAGAAGAAGUUACACAGCACAGUGAAACGCUUGCACUCCACAAACCAGCUGAAGGAAAACAUGGAGAAAGUCAUCAUCGACCAGUUGGUUUUAACUCACGAUGUCUUGAAGAAGGCUAGAGGAAACCUGGAAGUCCCACCACCUGACAAUCAGAAAUCAGCCUCCUAUACCAGCAAAAAAAGGAUUCUCUGAAGGAGGAAGUUCCCGUAAUAAAGACAGACUGGACCUGGGACUGUUGUUUGCUUCUUUAUGCCUUACUAUUUAUUGAUGUAAAAAGGUUCAUUCAGCUCUUUUAAUGGAAUCAGCCUUUGGAGAAAAGAAAGAAAAAAUGACUAAAAAAAAAAAGUAUUUUGGUAAAUAACUUAUUUAACAUUUUCUGUAAUGUAAAAGAUGAUGGUUUUUAAUAUUUAUUACAGAAACAAGGUACUGGAGGUAUUGAAGAAAAAUCCAGAUUUUUUUUUUAAAGUUGGCUCCUUUGAGAUUUUAUAUUUGUAUGCCAUGUUAUGCAGCUGUUUGUUGGUCUAGUCAAACAGGUCCUGAAAGAAUCAAGAGCACGACCCGCCUUCCAAACUGUUUCUCCACUGCUGAAAUUACAGAACGUAGGUUAAAGAAAAAUAGUUCUGCCAGCUGCCAUCAUUUUCUAAUAAUAUGUAAAAUGCUCAAUAUUUUAAAUCAUUUUAAUCUUAUCUGGAAGAUUCUUCUGGAAGCUGUUUGAUUCUGAGCUUUCUCACUGCCCUGUUAGAAACUUAGACUGAUGCUAGGUCUGAAAAUACUACUCAAAAUCAGACAAUUAAUUAAAUUUUAAAAUACUCACCGA
Molecule: messenger RNA, 6814 nt
Organism: Oxyura jamaicensis (ruddy duck)
Lineage: Eukaryota; Metazoa; Chordata; Aves; Anseriformes; Anatidae
Gene: CDK5RAP2
Product: CDK5 regulatory subunit associated protein 2
Exons: 39
Coding region: 16-6189 (2057 amino acids)
Biological process (GO): positive regulation of microtubule polymerization; negative regulation of centriole replication; centriole replication
Cellular component (GO): microtubule plus-end; microtubule organizing center; pericentriolar material
Molecular function (GO): transcription cis-regulatory region binding; gamma-tubulin binding; microtubule binding
Source: RefSeq, a predicted model, not a curated record